GUAUGAGAUGGUCUGUUGAACAGCAGGGAGACGCUGCAUGUGUUUACCGGUCAGCCGAUGAGGAUCGUUCACGCCGGCUCUCGAAUAUGGAAGCGUUCGGGGACUGAUCUACGGCACAUUUAUGUUCAGAAUGACUGAAGUGACAUCCUUGAAUUUACAUUCUUCUCAAGGCUUUUAGAGAAGAUCCUUUUGGCUUCUGGAGCCAGUCUUGUUUCCUCUUGAGGGAUGUAACAUUAAACGGACCGUAAGCAAAGGCAUAAAGGGGCUGAGUGACCCAAGCGUAGCUCUCACCUGGGGGAGGACCAGCACUCCCUCAUUCCCAUCAUCCCUUUAGCCCCCACUCUGAAGCAGCCAUGGCGCCACGGAAACGCGGGGGCGGAGGGCACGGCGUGUCCUUCUUCUUCUGCUGCUUCCAGAGCAGUGACCACCCAGAGAUCACCUACCGUCUGCGGGAGGACUUCGCCCUGCAGGCCAUGGAGCCGGCGCUGCCCAUCCCCAGCUAUGACGAGCUGGACGCCAUGUUCUCAGAGCUGGUGGAUGAGCUGGACCUCACAGAGAAGCACAGAGAGGCCAUGUUUGCCUUACCAGCAGAAAAGAAAUGGCAGAUAUACUGCAGCAAGAAGAAGGAGCAAGAGGAGAAUAAAGGUGCUACUAGCUGGCCAGAGUACUACAUUGACCAGCUCAAUUCAAUGGCAGCUAGGAAAACUCUGUUGGCCUUGGAGAAGGAAGAAGAGGAGGAACGCAACAAGACCAUUGAAAGCCUGAAAACGGCACUGCGGACACAACCAAUGAGGUUUGUAACACGGUUCAUCGAUAUGGACGGCCUGACAUGCAUCCUGAACUUCCUGAAGAGCAUGGAUUAUGAGACCACCGAGUCUCAGAUCCACACUUCCCUCAUCGGCUGCAUCAAAGCCCUGAUGAACAACUCCCAGGGUCGCGCUCACGUGCUCUCUCACUUCGAGAGCAUCAACAUCAUCGCUCAGAGUCUGGCCACCGAGAACAUCAAGACUAAAGUGGCGGUGCUGGAGAUCAUGGGUGCUGUGUGUUUAGUGCCGGGAGGCCACAAGAAGAUUUUGGAGGCCAUGUUGCACUAUCAAAAGUUCUCUUGUGAGCGCACACGAUUUCAGACAUUGCUGAAUGAUCUGGACAAAAGCAUAGGACGGUACAGGGAAGAGGUCAGCCUAAAAACGGCGAUUAUGUCCUUCAUUAAUGCUGUUUUAAGCCAAGGAGCUGGUGAAGCCAGCCUUGAGUUCCGGGUUCAUUUGCGAUACGAGUUCCUCAUGUUGGGGAUUCAGCCCAUCAUCGACAAACUCAGGUCACAUGAAAACUCUACUUUAGACAGGCAUUUGGAUUACUUUGAGAUGCUGAGAAAUGAUGAUGAGCUCACAUUAUCCAGGCGGUUUGAGUCUAUGCAUAUAGACACAAAGAGUGCGACACAAGUUUUUGAGCUUGUACGGAAGAAGCUGGCCCACACAGAUGCAUAUCCGCACUUUAUGUCUAUUCUUCACCAUUGCUUGCUUAUGCCUCAUAAGAGAAGUGGGAACACAGUGCAGUACUGGCUGCUCCUGGACCGCAUUGUCCAACAGAUGGUCCUGCAGAGUGACAAAGGUCACGACCCUGAUGUCACGCCAUUAGAAAACUUCAAUGUAAAGAAUGUGGUUCGAAUGCUUGUCAAUGAAAAUGAGGUGAAACAGUGGAAGGAACAGGCGGAAAAAAUGCGUAAAGACCACCAUGAGCUUCAACAGAAGCUGGAAAAGAAGGAGCGAGAGUGUGACGCAAAAACUCAGGAGAAGGAGGAGAUGAUGCAAACGCUCAACAAGAUGAAAGAGAAGUUAGAAAGAGAAAUGGGGGAACAUAAACUAGUCAAGCAGCAGGUGGCAGAAAUGACUUCCAGACUACAUCACCUCAGCACGAGACAAGUAGCCAGUGUUCCCGGAGGGCCUCCCAUCCCUGGUCCUCCAGGUGGCCCUCUCUUGCCCCCUCCACCUCCUCCACCUCCACCGGGUGGCAUGAUGCCUCCUCCACCACCUCCUCCACCGGGCAGUGCUGUGAUGCCGCCACCUCCACCACCGCCCCCUGGUGGCCCCCCGCCACCCCCUGGACGGCCUCCUUUCGGUGCAGCUCCGCCUCCGCCAGGAGCUCCCGUGGGACCGUCCCUGAAGAAGAAAAACAUUCCUCAGCCGUCCAAUCCACUCAAGUCCUUCAACUGGGCCAAGCUGUCUGAGAACAAGCUUGAGGGAACAGUCUGGGCAGACAUUGAUGACGGCAAAGUUUUCAAAAUUCUGGACUUGGUGGACAUUGAGAAGACUUUCUCUGCCUAUCAGAGGCAACAGGACUUCUUUAUGGUCAAUAACUGCAAGCAGAAAGAGACUGAAGACGAUGCGCUGAGCUCCAAGAAAGUCAAAGAGCUCUCUGUCAUCGAUGGCCGCCGGGCUCAGAACUGCAACAUCCUUCUCUCACGACUGAAAGUUUCCAAUGAGGAAAUAAAGAGGGCUAUUCUGACUAUGGACGAACAGGAAGAUCUGCCCAAGGACAUGCUGGAGCAGAUGCUCAAGUUUGUCCCAGAGAAGUGUGAUGUGGACCUACUAGAGGAGCACAAACAUGAGUUGGACCGCAUGGCAAAGGCAGACCGUUUCCUCUAUGAAAUGAGCAGAAUAAACCAUUACCAGCAGAGGUUACAGUCUUUGUACUUCAAAAAGAAGUUUGCAGAGAGGAUUGCAGAAAUUAAACCUAAAGUUGAAGCACUGUCCAAGGCCUCAAAAGAGGUGCUGCACAGUAGAAAUCUCAAGCAGUUGCUGGAGGUGGUGCUGGCGUUCGGCAACUACAUGAACAAAGGACAGAGAGGCAACGCUUACGGCUUCAAAAUCUCUUCACUCAACAAGAUUGCAGACACCAAGUCCAGCAUCGACAAGAAUAUCACUCUCCUACACUACCUGAUCACCAUUCUGGAGAAGAAGUACUCCAAAGUCGUGAUCUUCUCCGAGGAGCUGCCGAACGUGCCGGAAGCUGCAAAAGUAAACAUGACUGAACUGGAGAAGGAGAUCAAUAAUCUUCGCAGUGGCUUGAAGAGCGUAGAGAGCGUAAGUGCUGCAUGA
Sinocyclocheilus rhinocerous is the source of this 3095-nucleotide messenger RNA. Its product is annotated as disheveled-associated activator of morphogenesis 1-like. Lineage: Eukaryota; Metazoa; Chordata; Actinopteri; Cypriniformes; Cyprinidae. Gene Ontology annotation, molecular function: actin binding; small GTPase binding. The record is from RefSeq and is a predicted model, not a curated record. Gene Ontology annotation, biological process: actin cytoskeleton organization. The transcript has 23 exons. Bases 354 to 3095 code for a protein of 913 amino acids. Gene Ontology annotation, cellular component: stress fiber.